AUGCAGCAAGAAGGGCAAGAAGUCUGGGGUUACGGACAGGGCCCGAAGACUGUCUGGACGACAGAAAUGGUGUCUACGUUGCUGGACAAGCACUGCGACGACUUCGCUGCAAGUUUCGAGCUGCACCGGUCGGCAGCCCAGCUGUCCAUCAUCUGGGGGAAAAUCGCUCUUGCGAUCAACAUACGGCUGGCCGAGCAAGCCACCGGCAAUGAAGUGGAUGUGCUGUACCCGCCAUAUUGGGACGAUAUGGUCACGGCGUUGGGAAACAAGGCCGGACUGGGCCACAUCGGCUACGCGUUUGACGGCAGCGGUCCGAAUGAACAGUGGCAGAAGCAAUGCAGAUGGUGA
Molecule: messenger RNA, 348 nt
Organism: Aphanomyces astaci
Lineage: Eukaryota; Oomycota; Saprolegniomycetes; Saprolegniales; Verrucalvaceae
Exons: 2
Coding region: 1-348 (115 amino acids)
Source: RefSeq, a predicted model, not a curated record